GGGGUCGUCAUGCGUCACGACGCGUUCUUCUACUGUAGACUCAUGUUCUCACUUUACGCCACAAGCGCUCGUUAGGACAACGACUUCUGCCUUGGAUCAAGUAAAUAUUGGCUCUUAGUUACUGCCCCCCUCUCGAUACGUUGCAUGACCAUUGACUCGCGCCACGUCGAGGCUCUCAAUAUUCAAUCCUGCCCAAUUAACGAAACCUCAUUAAACUCAAUACGACAGAGUCGGACAGACAUCGAAGUUGGCUCGCUUUAUGAUCAACUUUCAUACAUUAUUUCAGCGAUGAAAGUUAACAGCUUUUUAUCCCCUUCGUAAGCCAAUGAGAAUAUUUUAUUGGUCUUCCUUGAGGACGACAUGUCUUUAUUUCAAUCGAAAAAUUAUCGCGUAUGCUCUCAAGUAUAAGGUCAAUGCAAGGAAAAUGCUGAAGAAUGACGGAUGACUACCUUUUCCUCAAGUCGCUUUUUUUAAUUUCUGGGACGUGAUUGAGGGACCUAUGAAAACGGAGCGAUCAGUUGACGACUAUCUAUCCUCUGCCCGUACACAGUUCCUUUGGUCCCUGGCCCCACUAUCAAGGAGACUGUUGAUGGAAGCCCUGAACUGGGUCGUUGUUGGUUGGCCUGUUCCUCCCUACGAUCACGAAUGCAUGCCGACUCUGUGGUAUCAAUGUUACCUGCUCGUCGAAGGAUCACCGGACAUAAGGCUAUCCGAGUGGAAGACAAUGGUCCGAUAAUAGGAAUAUUUACACAAGAUAUCGACACCUCUGGUAGAGGGGUAGAUGAAUGCACGCUAAACGAGACCGAGCGCCGUCUUCGCCACAUCCGUGCAGUCAUU
Messenger RNA from Somion occarium, 837 nucleotides. NCBI's taxonomy places the organism in Eukaryota, Fungi, Basidiomycota, Agaricomycetes, Polyporales, Cerrenaceae. The record is from the annotation of a GenBank genome assembly.